AUGACUAUAGGUCUGACACCAUUGACUGAGAACAUGCCGAAUGGAAAGGCCACCAAACCGGGUGAUGUGGUGUUCGCCAUGAAUGGCAAAAGCAUUCAAGUGGACAAUACGGACGCCGAGGGUAGGCUCGUGUUGGCCGACGCUCUCUGUUAUGCGCACAGCUUUAAUCCGCAACUCAUCGUCGAUAUGGCCACUCUUACGGGCGCUAUGAGAGUAGCGUUGGGCGCCGGCGCCACUGGCGUGUUCUCCACGUCCACUAAACACUGGAAUCUGUUGCAGAAAUCCGGUGUUCAGACCGGAGACCGGGUCUGGAGAUUGCCUUUGUUUUCGCACUACACUAAACAAGUGGCCGACAGCCAGUUGGCGGACCUCAACAAUAUAGGCGGUGCGGGCGCUGGCGGUGCCUGCAUUGCGGCCGCUUUUCUCAAAGAGUUCGUCACUCAUCCAAAUUGGAUGCAUUUAGACAUCGCUGGCGUUAUGGACAACAAAGACGAAGUGCCGUAUUUGGGCAAAGGAAUGGCCGGACGACCGAUGAGGACUUUGGUCUACUUCGCAAAAGCACUCUUUAGUAAUGAAUUUACUGAUUAA
Molecule: messenger RNA, 588 nt
Organism: Medioppia subpectinata
Lineage: Eukaryota; Metazoa; Arthropoda; Arachnida; Sarcoptiformes; Oppiidae
Source: the annotation of a GenBank genome assembly